This is a messenger RNA of Colletotrichum orchidophilum, 996 nucleotides long. Its product is annotated as zinc-binding dehydrogenase. The transcript is spliced from 3 exons. Bases 1 to 996 code for a protein of 331 amino acids. Gene Ontology annotation, molecular function: oxidoreductase activity. The record is from RefSeq and is a predicted model, not a curated record. Lineage: Eukaryota; Fungi; Ascomycota; Sordariomycetes; Glomerellales; Glomerellaceae.
AUGAGAGCGGUUGACAUCAAGGACGGCAAAGGUCCCAAGGAGAACCUGUUCAUCAAUGCCGAUACUCCAAAGCCCACGGCGGGCGACGGCGAGGCCCUGGUCAAGAUCAAGGCCUUUGGCAUCAACCGCAUGGACCAAAUCCAACGUCUUGGCUUGUACCCGCUUCCGCCUCAGGCGCCCAAGACCCUGGGAGUCGAGUUCAGCGGGACUAUCGAAACGUUUGGCGAGGGCGACCACGGCAAUUUCAAGGCUGGAGAUGAGGUGUUUGGUCUCGCGUACGGUGGCGCAUACGCCGAGUACAUCGCCGUCAAUAGCAAGAUGCUGUUGCACAAGCCCGAUUUCCUGUCCUGGGAGCAGGCCGCUGGUAUCCCAGAGACCUGGAUCACUGCCACGCAAGCCUUAUUCCUCGUGGGCGAGUUCUCGAAGGGCAAAUCCGUCCUCUGGCAUGCGGGUGCCUCUGGCGUCUCCAUCGCGGGCAUCCAGUUGGCUAAGGACGCGGGCGCGUCUGCCGUCUAUGCGACGGCCGGUUCCAAGGAGAAGUGCGACUUCGUCGUCAACGAGAUUGGCGCCACGGCGGCCUUCAACUACAAGGAGGGCGACUGGGCCGAGAAGGUCAAGGAAGUGACGGGCGGCAAGGGCGUGGAUGUGAUUGUCGACUUUGUCGGGGGUGGCUACUUCCAGAAGAACCUUGACGUCGCAGCGAGGGAUGCGCGUAUCGUCCUGCUCGGCCUGUUGGGCGGGCCCAACAUUGAGGGGGCCAACAUUGGGCCUCUACUGUACAAGAGGAUCAGGCUCGAGGGCAGCACGUUGCGGAGCAGGGAUGUUGAGUAUCAGGGCAAGUUGAGGGACCGGUUGGAGGAGUAUGUGCCGGAUUUCAAGACGGGGAAGCUCAAGGUCGUCAUUGACACGGUGCUCCCAUGGGAAAAGGUACAGGAGGCUCACGCGCUGUUGGAGGCGAACAAGAACUCGGGCAAGAUUAUCUGUACUAUUUCUUAG